ACUCUCUCUUUUCUUCUACGCCUCUUUCUCUUUAUCUCUCAACCUACGUUUUCUUUCUUUCAGCUUCUAGAUUCUUAAAGGCGUGUUAGUUUCAGUAAUUCCCUCUCUUGUUAUUUAAACACAAAAACCCUUUAAACCAAAAUGGAGGAAGGUGUUAGUGGCAGAGAUAUUAGGGUUUGUUAUCUCAUUCCCAGGUUGAUCUCCGGUGCACUUACGGGACUCUUUGCACUCGCUGGGGCGUUCACGGGUGCCAUCACUGGUGCUUUAGCAGGUAUAGCUUCUGAUAGCGGCAUCCUCCGUGGAGCUGGACUGGGUGCUCUUGCUGGGGCUAUUCUCUCUGUGGAGGUUUUGGAGGCUUCACGUGCGUAUUGGUGUCAAGAGCUCUCUGGCACAAGAAACUCAUCAAUGGCGGAUUUUAUGGAGGAGCUCCUUCGUGGAAGAUUCGCAGAGGAACGUUUUCCACCUGAACUUUUAACAGCGUAUCAUUGGCAGGUCACGGUUUCUGCGUUGCGGCCUGUUGAGAUGCUUGUUUUUAGCGAUGAAAUAUCAUACAAAGGGUUGUCAAAGGAUUCACUAAGACGCUUGCCAUGCCACGAGAUUUCAAAUGAAACUAAACCAACUCAAACCAUUUGUUGCACAAUCUGUUUGCAGGAUAUCGAAGUAGGUGAAAUUGCUCGGAGCUUGCCUCGAUGUGAACACUCGUUUCACCAAACUUGUGUGGAUAAGUGGCUAAGUCGACAUGGCUCGUGCCCCAUCUGUCGACAACAUGUAUAAGUUUUUGUUAGAGCGAUUAUGUAUAAAUUUCCCGGUGUAUAUAUAUGUGAUGCUGUUGGGAUGUAGAUAGUUUGCUAUGUAACAUCAUCACAAAUCUGCAUUUUAUAUCUCAAUAAUUCUGAAAUAAAAGCUGUAAUCAAAUCUUGA
This is a messenger RNA of Cynara cardunculus var. scolymus (artichoke), 921 nucleotides long. RefSeq names its product NEP1-interacting protein-like 2. The transcript has 5 exons. The record is from RefSeq and is a predicted model, not a curated record. NCBI's taxonomy places the organism in Eukaryota, Viridiplantae, Streptophyta, Magnoliopsida, Asterales, Asteraceae. Bases 142 to 774 code for a protein of 210 amino acids.